This is a messenger RNA of Manduca sexta (tobacco hornworm), 2059 nucleotides long. RefSeq names its product serine protease inhibitor 77Ba-like. The record is from RefSeq and is a predicted model, not a curated record. The transcript is spliced from 2 exons. NCBI's taxonomy places the organism in Eukaryota, Metazoa, Arthropoda, Insecta, Lepidoptera, Sphingidae. Bases 18 to 1319 code for a protein of 433 amino acids. Gene Ontology annotation, molecular function: serine-type endopeptidase inhibitor activity.
ACAGUCGGGUGUACGACAUGAAGGCGGUUGUGAUAUCAUUCUUUUUGCUGGCCCUCUAUGGCGCCGUCAGAGAAUCUGAGGCCAGUGAUGCCUGGAAUGGACUCCUCAAUCCUCGAGUAUACUUUACCUUUCCCGUCUUCAAAUACAGUGACCAGUGCGCUUACAAUGGACGCGAUGUUACCUUGGACUACCGUCGAGCGAUCUACGACUUCGCCACGAUUUUUUUUAAGCCAGUCGCGGCGUCCAGCCACCUGCAUACCGUCAACUCUCCUUUCUCUAUAUGGUUAAUGCUUGCCGCAAUGGCUGAAGGUACUGAAGGACCAGCGCAACAAGAACUGUUCAAAGUAUUGAAUCUGCCCGACGAUAAGUGUCAACGUCAACAGUUCUACGAGCUCGCCUCGAAAACCGAAAUCAACGGCCCUGAUGCGACUUUGUUAAGGACACAAAUUUUCGCCUACGACGAAACCCUUAAACUAAACGAAUAUUGGAAGAAUUAUAUUUACACCAACUGCCUCAUGAACACUUUACCUGUCCCGAUGAAACGCGACCCCCUGGCUGCCGAAGCAGUCAUGAGGAAUCUCAUCUCUACUCGUAUCCCCAUCACAGACUUCAAGGGUAACUCUGCUCUUUUGGACUCAUUGGAUUACCAGGCACUGUGGACUACUGCUUUCUCUGACAUUGUCGAAAAAGCGCCGUUCUACAAUGACAUUGGCCAACAAAUCGGAACCAUCGACUUGAUGAAGACGAAGAAGCGCGUGCGUAUGAUGUACCUGCCUUACCUCAAGAUGAAGGUACUGGAGUUGCCGGUCGGCUACAACGGCCGUUACCGUAUGAUGUUAGGAUUAGCUAUGGGAUCUACAAAGGAAUCUCUUGAAGCUAUGAAGAACACUAUCGUGUUUGAAGUUCUCGACGGUCUCCAGACUAGCCGAAUACCUAUCGACAUUGCUAUUCCUCGCUUCACAAUGACCUCAGAAUACGACGCCCGACCCUUUUUGGAAGGUUUGGGAGUGCGCAGCAUGUGGACUGACUCAAACGCCACCAGGAACAUAUCCGACCCGGCCGCCAAUCCCAGCUCGAUGGUCCAGCGAGUGACGAUCACGUUUGACCGUGCUGGCGUGCACCCCAAUACUGAGGAGUUGCCCAGCUUCCUAUCUGGCACCAACUCCUGCGACUCCGAGACCGGCCUGGACCCCAUCCUGGGCCGCGAAUUCAUUGCCAACAAACCCUUCUUCUUCGCAUUAUUGGACACCGACACGUACAUGGUCAUGAUGGCCUCUGUGUUCAGUCGUCCUACCACCAACUUUGUCUUCAAGAAGUAAUGUGAUUACUAUAUAAAUAUGAAUAAAGAUAAGUUUCACUGAUUUCUGACAAAUGCAUUCUAUCAGAUAAAACAACUAUAUACAUUAAUGUUUAUUCUUUUGCCAACUGGCACUAGGUCAUUGUGUUGGAAUAAGACCUAAAGCCCUUCAGAAGUAGAGGAGGCUGGUGCCCAGUAAUGGGGUAGUAUAUAUGUAUAUGUAUACAAGGAUGGUGUUAUUAUUCUCUUAUUGUGUGAAAUUAAAGUCUGAAUUUAUUAGCUCACCUAUAACACAAACUUUAAUAACAGUGUAUCUGAAAGUUAAUGUUUAUCAGGGUUCCAGAAACAGCAUUUAGCAUUAAUUUUUUUUUUAGCUUUAACAGGCAAGUUCCUUAAAAAUGUACCGAGAUUGUCCUCUGUGUUCCGUGUUGAUAAUUUAUUUCUACUGUGUAUUUCCGUACAAGGUUAGCGGUUACAUGUACAAAAUCAAUGGAUUUAUAUAUUUUUGUUAAUACACAACAAUUAAUACGUUUUAAUUUGACACUUGUUUUAUUUUAACAUUACCAUAUCUUAUUAUAUUUUCUGUUUUCGUUUAAAACACUUUUGAAAGCAUGGUUUAUGUUUUAAGGUUGCACAAUGUUGUACUGUUUGUAAUAAUUUGUAGAAUUGUUAUAAGGCAUCUUGUCUGACGUAAUACUCUUCAGGUCUUACACUCUAACAAAGAUUGUCCAGUCUCUCUUGGGAUCCAAAGGAACUCAGGGA